GUGCUCGCGCGUUAGUUUAAGAGCGCGCGCGGGCGGCAGCUCCGAGAUCAUUUCAUUUCCUUUCGCUCUCGGUGGAUCUCAUAGUGAUGUCCACAACCUAACAUCUGCUCAGCUUCUGCAUUUCAUCUUUCGGACUCUGCUUCUCCAGAGUGAUCCAACUGUGGGUCCGACUGAGUGAACUCCUCUCAUAAUCAUCAUCCUCCUCCUCAUCCUCCUCCUCCUCAUCCUCCUCCUCAUCAUCAUCCUCACUCUCCUCCUCAUUCUGGUCCUCAGUGUGGCAGCGGGCAUGAAGCCCUGAUGAAACUCCGCUGAUAUGGGAGUAGGACAGAGCGCAGAGGAAGUUUCAGACUGACGGAAUGGAUGCAGAAGUUCAGCUUGCAGGUUAAGCUGCUGGAUGGAGUCCAGGUUCGAGCUCGAAGCGCCCGUAUGGGAUACAAAGGUUCUUCGAGUCGUAGAUGAAUGCUUGCUGUGAAACCCGAACGUGACAUGGCGUCCUACUAUCUACUAUCCCCAUUGUUACAUUUCAGACCGAAGCAUAGUCGGACCAGCCGGCAUUCACGUACGUGGCCAUGGCUCCUGUGGAUCCUCUGUGUGUGGCUCGGCCCGGCGUUAGCGGCGCAUCAGCACUCACACCCGCAUUCCAUCAAAAUUCCUGGAGACAUCACACUUGGUGGGCUCUUUCCCGUGCACUCCAAAGGGCCGCUGGGUCAAGCGUGUGGAGAGAUUAAAAAGGAGAAAGGAAUCCAUCGUAUGGAAGCCAUGCUGUACGCGCUGGACCAAAUCAAUAGCGACCCGGAGCUGCUGCCCAACAUCACACUAGGUGUCCGGAUCCUGGACACGUGCUCACGGGACACGUAUGCGCUGGAGCAGUCGCUCACGUUUGUCCAGGCGCUUAUUCAGAAAGAUACGUCUGAUAUCCGGUGUUCCAAUGGCGAGCAACCGAUCAUACGCAAGCCGGAGCGUGUGGUAGGUGUGAUCGGGGCAUCGGCCAGUUCGGUCUCCAUCAUGGUGGCCAACGUCCUUCGACUCUUUGAGAUCCCUCAGAUCAGCUACGCCUCCACAGCACCUGAGCUCAGCGACAACAACCGCUACGACUUCUUCUCCCGGGUGGUUCCCCCGGACUCGUACCAGGCCCAGGCCAUGGUGGACAUCGUGAAGGCGCUCGGUUGGAAUUACGUCUCCACGCUGGCCUCCGAGGGCAACUACGGAGAGAGCGGCGUGGAUGCGUUCGUUCAGAUCUCUCGAGAGGCAGGAGGUCUGUGCAUUGCUCAGUCUAUGAAGAUUCCCCGAGACCCCAAACCCGGAGAGUUUGACAAGAUCAUUAGGAGACUAAUGGAAACCCCAAACGCUCGAGGGAUCAUCAUCUUCGCCAACGAGGAUGACAUCAAGAAAGUACUAGAAGCAGCCAAAAGGGCAAACCUGACCGGCCACUUUAAGUUCAUGGGGUCGGACAGCUGGGGAGCAAAGAGCGCCCCCAUCCUGGACAACGAGGAAGUGGCCGAGGGAGCCGUCACUAUCCUGCCCAAAAGAGCCUCCGUAGAAGGGUUCGAUCAGUACUUCACAUCUCGCUCUCUGGAAAACAACCGCAGAAAUAUCUGGUUCGCUGAGUUCUGGGAGGACGACUUCAGGUGCAAGUUGACACGUCCGGGAAUCAAGCUCGACCCAGGGAAGAAGAAAUGCACAGGUAAAGAGAGGAUCAGCCGGGACUCGGUGUAUGAGCAGGAGGGGAAGGUGCAGUUUGUGAUUGAUGCCGUUUAUGCCAUGGCUCACGCUUUACACAACAUGCACCAGGACUUGUGUCCGGGGGCCACGGGGCUCUGUGCUAAGAUGGACCCUGUAGAGGGACGUCUACUUCUCAGUUACAUCCGUGCUGUCAACUUUAACGGCAGCGCAGGCACUGGCGUCCUUUUCAAUGAGAAUGGCGACGCGCCGGGCCGCUACGACAUCUUUCAGUAUCAGUUCAGCAACACGAGCAGCCCGGGAUACAAAGUCAUCGGCCAGUGGACAAACCACCUCCGAAUCAACGUGGAGGAGAUGCAGUGGUCCGGAGGCGAGCAUUACAUCCCCCCCUCUGUGUGUAGUUUCCCGUGCCGGCCAGGCGAGAGGAAGAAGAUGGUGAAAGGCGUACCGUGCUGCUGGCACUGUGAGUUCUGCGACGGCUACCAGUACCAGGUGGGCGAACUGGCGUGUCAAAUGUGUCCGUUUAACAUGAGACCCACGGCGAACCACACCACCUGCAUCCCCACCCCCAUCAUCAAGCUGGACUGGCACUCACCGUGGGCCAUCGUCCCCAUGUUCGUGGCUAUCCUGGGCAUCGUGGCCACUCUGUCCGUUGUGAUCGUCUUCGUGCGCUUCAACGACACGCCCAUCGUGCGAGCGUCGGGGCGCGAGCUGAGCUACGUGCUGCUCACCGGCAUCUUCCUGAUCUACCUCAUCACGUUCCUGAUGAUCGCCAAGCCGAACACGCCGGUAUGCGCUUUACGCAGGCUGCUUCUCGGCCUGGGUAUGAGCAUCACCUACUCGGCCAUGCUGACCAAAACAAACCGCAUCUACCGCAUCUUUGAGCAGGGCAAGAAGUCGGUAACGCCGCCGAGGUUCAUCAGCCCGACUUCGCAACUCGUCAUUACCUUCAUCCUCGUCUCCUUCCAGGUGCUCGGAGUGUUUAUCUGGUUUGGUGUGAUUCCACCUCACACCAUUGUGGACUACGAGGAGCUGCGUCCACCCAACCCCGAGCUGGCACGCGGCAUCCUGAAGUGUGACAUGUCCGACCUGUCGCUGAUCUGCUGCCUGAGCUACAGCAUUCUCCUCAUGGUGACGUGCACCGUUUAUGCCGUCAAAAGCCGAGGCGUCCCCGAGACCUUUAACGAAGCCAAGCCCAUCGGCUUCACCAUGUACACAACCUGCAUCAUCUGGCUGGCCUUCGUGCCCAUCUUCUUCGGCACAGCUCAAUCCACGGAGAAGAUGUACAUCCAGACGACCACGCUGACCGUGUCGAUGAGCCUGAGUGCCUCGGUGUCCCUGGGCAUGCUCUACCUCCCCAAAGUGUACAUCAUCAUCUUUCACCCCGAGCAGAACGUUCAGAAACGCAAGCGCAGCUUUAAGGCUGUGGUUCAGGCGGCCACCAUGUCCACUCGUCUGUCACACACCAACAGCGAAAAGCACAACGGCGAGACCAAGAUGGAACCGGACAGGACGCAGUAGCAGGUGGCCCGGAGCGACACACUCCGCUAAUCCACUCCGAAGAAAAACGUGGGAGGGAGAAAAAAUAAACGCAGGACCGCGUUCGGUCGAUUUCCACACGAGGACGGAUAUAAGGAGGACCCACGGGCAGGAACGUCAAAAAAACGACGCAAACGUGGAUCGGAAAAAAGAAAAGUUGUAAAAAA
This is a messenger RNA of Silurus meridionalis, 3386 nucleotides long. It is a transcript of the gene grm6a, whose product is annotated as glutamate receptor, metabotropic 6a. The record is from RefSeq and is a predicted model, not a curated record. Gene Ontology annotation, biological process: regulation of synaptic transmission, glutamatergic; G protein-coupled glutamate receptor signaling pathway. Gene Ontology annotation, cellular component: membrane. The transcript is spliced from 12 exons. NCBI's taxonomy places the organism in Eukaryota, Metazoa, Chordata, Actinopteri, Siluriformes, Siluridae. Gene Ontology annotation, molecular function: adenylate cyclase inhibiting G protein-coupled glutamate receptor activity. Bases 460 to 3201 code for a protein of 913 amino acids.